This is a messenger RNA of Coccinella septempunctata (seven-spotted ladybird), 2452 nucleotides long. Its product is annotated as cilia- and flagella-associated protein 52. The record is from RefSeq and is a predicted model, not a curated record. The transcript is spliced from 9 exons. Gene Ontology annotation, biological process: cilium assembly. Lineage: Eukaryota; Metazoa; Arthropoda; Insecta; Coleoptera; Coccinellidae. Gene Ontology annotation, molecular function: protein binding. Bases 103 to 2313 code for a protein of 736 amino acids.
ACCAAUGUCAAUUCAAACACAUCAACUUUUGGUUCACUUAUGAAGUGUAAAGUGAAAUGUUAACAUUUUUCGGUUUAUAGAUAAAUUGAAUUCGAAUUCGAAAUGGUGAAUGAAGAUGGCAGCGGCGACCCCGCCGAUGUUAAAGAUCUCGAAGUUCGAGCGAUAAUCGGUUUUGAUGGAUCGACUCCAAGAGGUCUCAUUAUACACCCAAAUGGUAAACAUAUUCUUUAUCCGAUUGGCAACAAAAUUUCCAUACAAGACUGGGUAACAAAACAGCAAAGUUUUUUAACUGGACAUACUAACAUUAUAUCUGCUAUGGAUGUUUCAAGAUCAGGAAAAUAUGUAGCCAGUGGUCAGAUAAAUCAUAUAGGAUUCAAGGCAUCUGUUAUAAUAUGGGAUUUCGAGAAACGCUGCAUUCUGUCUCAACACGAAUUGCACAAAGUCAGAGUUGAAGCAGUGAUGUUCUCUUUCGAUGACCAGUAUUUGGUAUCCUUAGGAGGACGGGAUUGUGGCUCUGUUGUGGUUUGGAGUAUUCCAACUUGUAGUGCCUUAUGUGGAGGACAGGUGUCUAGGGGUAUCCAAGGAACUGUAACUUGUUUGCUAACAAUGAAUCGUCGAGGAGCCUGCUAUGUUACUGGAGGAGAAAAUCAUCUUGCGUCGUGGCAUAUCAACGCAGAAGCCAGAAGCACUCACUGUGUGGACGUGAAUAUGCUCAAGAUAAAAAGAACGAUCGUUUGUCUCGAUGCAGAUGAUAGGGACGAGGUUUGUUACUGCGGUACAAGUACAGGUGAUAUUCUGAAGGUGCGUUUGAAUUUUCACCAUGACAUAGAAAUCUUACAACCUAUCAAAACCCCAGCUCUUGUCGGAUGUUAUGGGAGAAUAUCAAAAAAUCCGAAAAAGCUGCCAGCAGGAGUAGUAGAAAUGUAUGGACAGGGGGUGACAGCGAUAAAGAGGCUUUUUACUGGACCUCUUAUAGUUGGAGCUGGUGAUGGAACUGUCGAAUUAGUGGAAGAAGUAAAAUACGAGAAGAAGAAAACAUAUGCCACCAACUUAGGACUGAAAGUACCGACUGUUCCUGCUUUGAGAGUUAAAUUAUCAACUUGUGUGAAAUCUUCAGUCAAUGCGAUCCAAAUGAUGGGCGAGAAGACUAUUUUGGUGUCGACAACGAAUUGUGAAAUUUUCGUCAUAGACAAGAAAACCUUUCAAGCCAAUUUGGUGGUAACAUGUCACACUUCUACGAUUUAUCACGUCAAUUUUCCAUAUGAUUUUUCUGAAGUUUUUGCCACUGCCAGCAAAAAUGAUGUGAGACUUUGGUCAGCCAUCACGAUGCAAGAACUCCUAAGGAUUCGGGUGAAAAAUUUCAGUUGCUCGAAUGUAGUUUUUGCCAAAGACGGCAAAUCAAUUUUGACCAGUUGGAACGACGGUGUUAUCAGAGCUUUCACACCUUUAACCGGUAGAUUGAUUUAUGAAAUCUACAAUGCUCAUAAUAAAGGUGUAUCUGCCUUGGGCAUGACCAAACAUGGAAAAUUGCUAGUUAGUGGAGGAUGUGAAGGACAAGUUAGAUUAUGGAAGAUAUCACCCCAUUCGCAAUCUCUGGAGUGCACACUGAAGGAACAUAAGGGACCAAUCUCAGCCAUCCAUCUGAACCAUAGCGAUACAGAAGCUGUUAGUGCCAGCACGGAUGGUUCUUGUAUUAUAUGGGAUAUCAUAAGAUAUUGUCGUCGUCAGAUCCUCUUCGCCAAUACUCUCUUUAUGUGUGCGAGAUACUAUCCAACUAGUGUUCAGAUCCUCACAGGCGGUUCUGAUAGAAAAAUUUCAUAUUGGGAGGUCUUAGAUGGAACUCUUGUGAGGGAACUUGAUGCCUCUAGAUCUGGAGCAAUAAACGCCGUGGAUAUAUCUCCUGAUGGUGACAGUUUCGUGAGUGGAGGAAACGACCAGAUUGUCAAGCUGUGGAAAUACCAAGAGGGAAUUACAACUCAUGUUGGAGUUGGCCAUUCCGGUGUUAUAACAGCAGCAUGCUUCAGUCCGGACGGUAAAUCAGUGGUAACAACGGAUGCAUCUGGGAGUGUGUUCAUAUGGAAGUUUCCAACGGAGCUCAAGAAAGGACCACCGCCAGAUAUUCCACCAAUAUCCAUUCAACCGAAGGUGGAAGAAGUUCAAGUUAAUCAGAAAGAUGAAGGGAAAGUUGAAGAUAUAAAAGAUCUCCCUUCAACUGACCGUAAAAUAGUGAGCGAACACGGAGAACACGGGGCUUGCUGCCCAUGUACCUGUUAUUGUAAAAACCCUGUGGAAGGAAAAAAACAGAAAGGAUGACGGUCGCACCGAGGAUUGAUUUGAUUUUUAUGUUGAUUAUUAAUUUAUACAUAAUAUGAAAUCAUUUUAUCAUGCAAUGAUUGAUAACAAUUAUUCCAUAAUACUUGUGGUGCAGAAAUAAAAUCGAUAUAUUUUUUCU